Messenger RNA from Echinostoma caproni, 876 nucleotides. The record is from the annotation of a GenBank genome assembly. NCBI's taxonomy places the organism in Eukaryota, Metazoa, Platyhelminthes, Trematoda, Plagiorchiida, Echinostomatidae.
AUGCGUCAAGUUGGUGAUCCUAAGGCCGAUCAGGACAAGAAGUUGUUUGUUGGUGGUCUGAAUCCUAAGACUAAUGAGGAUUCACUUCGUGCUUACUAUAGCCAAUGGGGUGAAAUAACUGAUGUUGUCGUAAUGAAAGACCCUCGUUCAAAUAAAUCUCGUGGAUUUGGUUUCGUCACUUUUAAAGAAGCGUCUUCUGUUGAUAAGGCUCAAGCCGAUCGUCCGCACAAAGUAGACGGCAAAGAUGUAGAUUCUAAACGCGCGAUGCCUAGAGAAGAAACUAGUCCAGAAGUUCACGCAGCAGUGAAGAAAAUAUUCGUUGGUGGUCUCAAGAAGGAUGUUACUAACGAGGAUCUGGCUGAGUACUUCGGCAAGUUUGGCAAUGUUACGGAUGCCUCCAUCGUCAUCGCUAAGGAUACAAAUACUUCCCGUGGCUUUGCUUUUGUGACAUUUGAUGACACUGAUAGUGUCGAUAAAGUCAUUUUGGCUAGACCUCAUAUGAUCGGUGGUCACAAAGCCGAUGUGCGUAAGGCAUUGAGCCGUGAAGAAUUGAGAAAAGUACAGACGAAGCCGCCCCCGGCAAGGAUGGAUUACAAUUCUAGCUGGAACGAGGGUCCUAACGUGGGCUAUCAUCAGACGUCCUGGGAUCAGGGUUAUAACCAGUCUUAUGGUGGACCACAGCAACAGUAUUAUAAUAACUCUGGAUAUGGUUAUGGUGGUUACGAUAAUUCUGGUGGCUGGCCCCCAGUAGCUGACGGCUUUGGGAAUUACCAACAACAAGCCUAUGGUGGCGGUCCUAUGCGGGCUACUCCUGCUUCCGCUGCUCAGUAUACACGUCCCGCCCCUUACACAGGAAAUGGCUGGCAACAGCGUUAA